Ustilago hordei is the source of this 1371-nucleotide messenger RNA. RefSeq lists its product as uncharacterized. Gene Ontology annotation, molecular function: metal ion binding; agmatinase activity. NCBI's taxonomy places the organism in Eukaryota, Fungi, Basidiomycota, Ustilaginomycetes, Ustilaginales, Ustilaginaceae. The coding region runs from base 1 to 1371 and encodes 456 amino acids. The transcript has a single exon. The record is from RefSeq and is a predicted model, not a curated record.
AUGAUCAUCAGAAAGACGCUCUGCCUCCUUCUGGCUACUAUUGGUGCUGCUUCUGCCGUGCACUCGCACUCACACUCUCCUGGCCUGGACGAGGACCAUCACGGAGCUUGGCCGCACAGCUCUGCCGAGUUUUCGCCCAUCCCUCUCGUCGAGUUUCCUUCUAACGACAUUCCUGAUCCCUGGACGACCAAGUAUGCCGGCGUGGCCAAGCCUGUCUAUGCUGGCAUCAAUACCUAUGCUCACCUGCCCACGGCGAAGUGCUUGAACGACCCCGAUCAGCUGUUCGAUGUUGCCAUUCUUGGCAUCCCCUAUGACCUAACGGUGACUUACCGGCCCGGAGCUAGAUUUGGUCCAAAUGCUAUCAGGCAGGCCAGUCGAAGGCAGAGAGCAGGACGAACGUUCUCGCUGCACCAUAUGCAAGAUCCAUAUGCCACUGGACUUCGCUUUCUGGACUGCGACGACAUUCCCACCUCUGGCUAUGAUCCUGCUCUAGCCAUCGACCAAAUCGAGGCUGCGUACACGUCUUUGCUGCAGCGUUCUCCCGCUUCCGAUCCUUCUUUGCUUUCCACCGCUCAACCGAGCGCAGCGGUCUCCCCCGAGGCAUGGUCAGCAUUUUCCACCGCGCCUUAUGCAACCGACGCAAAGCCCCACCCCAAGAUAGUCUCACUCGGCGGAGACCACACCAUCGUGCUCCCCAUCCUCCGAUCCCUCCAUCGCUUCUACGGCCCCAUCGCGGUCAUCCACUUUGACGCUCACCUCGACACAUGGCCACCCGAAGUUUCUCCCCACGGCUCACCCACGCGUCAACACCAGAUCCAGCACGGUACGUUCUUCUGGCAGGCCUCUCUUGAGGGCCUCAUCGCUCGCAACCAGUCCAUUCACGCCGGCAUUCGCACUAGGCUGGGUAGCUAUGACGAUAUUGAGCACGACUCUUCCAUCGGAUUUGACAUUAUCACUUCUGACGAUAUUGACGAUCUGGGCAUUCCGACCAUUAUCAGCAACAUCAGGGAGAGGGUUGGGACAAUGCCUGUAUAUCUCAGCAUUGACAUCGAUACGCUCGAUCCAGGGUUCGCUCCGGGCACAGGAACAUUGGAGAGCGCAGGCUGGAGUCCAAGGGAGCUGAGGAGGAUCUUGAGAGGAUUGGAAGGCCUCAACUUCGUCGGUUUUGACCUGGUCGAGGUGAGCCCGGCUUACGAUCAGGCUGAGAUCACGGCUUAUGCUGCCAGCGAUCUCAUCUUUGAAUUUAUGAAUUUGCUGACCCGAGGUAAUGAUAUGCAGGCGAAAGGAAAAGUCGCUGAGCCAAAGCGGAAGGGUAAGAAGAAGGCGAAGAGUAAGCUCGGUGCCCUACUGAGCCACGGUGACGAGCUGUGA